Xiphophorus hellerii (green swordtail) is the source of this 3196-nucleotide messenger RNA. RefSeq names its product retinol dehydrogenase 8. Bases 929 to 1855 code for a protein of 308 amino acids. Gene Ontology annotation, molecular function: estradiol 17-beta-dehydrogenase [NAD(P)+] activity. The record is from RefSeq and is a predicted model, not a curated record. Lineage: Eukaryota; Metazoa; Chordata; Actinopteri; Cyprinodontiformes; Poeciliidae. Gene Ontology annotation, cellular component: cytosol; cytoplasm. Gene Ontology annotation, biological process: estrogen biosynthetic process. The transcript has 6 exons.
AUUCUGAGAUUAAAGUCAGAACUGUCUUAUUUUUUUCCCAGUGGCCCUAUUCCUCUUCUGUAGAUCAUUGCUCAGAAUCCUUAGAUAAAAUCUGAACUGGAAUAUUCUUCAAUUGUAGAAGAUUUUAAACGUCUUGUGGUAAAACCUUUCUCAGAUAAAUUUGGGUUGUGAUGGGAAUAAUAAAAACUCUACCAUUAGAACGUCUUUAAAGUCAAAAAGAAAAUCCAAUAUGUAUGUACUUCACAACAGCUUUUAAACUGGACCAAGUCCAAGGUGUCUGUGAUUGUUUUAAAAUGUAUUGUCUUAUUUCAAGAACAGCUAUUUAUUUUACAAUAAACUAUGUUUUAAACUGUCGUUAUGCAGUAUACUAUAUUCCUUUGUAGAUAUGACCUAUUUCUAUCCUGUACCAUAUUUAAUCUUAUUACAACUAAAAAUACAGCUUUUCCCUUUUGAAGAAAAACAUUUUAGGAUUUCUUCUCAAGGUAAUUAUGUACAUAAUAACCAUGUUGACCAUAAUAACCAUGUUGUUAUGGACAUUUUGUAACUACUGUGAUUUCAAAUUGGAUGAUAGUUCUUUAGUUUUUACUUUAAAAACUACUGUUGCUAUUUGAAUGAGUUUACUUUUCUUUUGUUUGUUUACCUCAGUGCACUUUCUGGUCUUUUUCUUUUAAUAUGAAAGGGGUUAUUUACUAGACCUGUAGCAUUCUUAUAGCCUUAUUAUGCAACUACACUUAAAAUGUACUAUGCAAACAUGGCAGUAGCAGACUCUGACUCACUUUGAGCACAGAGAAAACACCAUUAGAUUUAAGUAGAUGUGGUUUAUCACACCUUGAAACACAAGAAAGCCAUAACAGUGUAGAAAAUAUAUUUGAGCUUUUAUUUUUACUAUUAUUAUUAUAGUCCACUAGUAAGUCUUGAGGUCGACACCAUGGGGACCAGGAGAGUGCUGGUUACUGGUUGCUCCUCUGGUAUUGGCUUGGCUGUGGCAGUACGCUUGGCCAAGGAUGAGACCAAACGGUUUAAAGUAGUUGCCACAAUGAGGGAUCUUGAGAAACGUGGCCCUUUGGAAAGAGCAGCAGGUGAUUUAUUAAAUAAAACCCUGGUGAUCCAAAAGUUGGAUGCCUGCUGUGAAGAAUCCAUCAAAGAGUGCAUCAACAGCAUCCCCAACCGACAAGUGGAUGUCCUUGUGAACAAUGCGGGCAUUGGCAUGAUUGGACCACUGGAGUGCCAAAGUAUUACCUCAAUGAAAGAGCUCUUUGAAGUCAACUUCUUUGGCCUGGUGCGAUUGGUGAAAGAGGUGCUGCCAGACAUGAAGCAAAGGCAGAGCGGCCAUAUUGUGGUAAUGAGCAGUGUUAUGGGAAUACAAGGACUUCUGUUCAAUGACGUCUACUCUGCGUCCAAGUUUGCUGUGGAAGGAUUUUGUGAAAGUCUGGCAGUGCAAGCAAUGAAAUUCAACAUCAAGACUACACUGGUGGAACCUGGUCCUGUGAUGACAGAGUUUGAAAGAAAAGUGUAUGAGGACGCAGAAAUCAUAGAUCUGUCUCAGACAGAUGAGGAAACGGCCAGGAUCUUUCGUGACAUUUAUCUUCCAUACUCUAGAAAGGUCUUCACAACAUUAGGCCAGACACCAGAGGAUGUGGCCGAGCAAACACAAAAAGUGAUUACAGCCCAGGAGCCUCCUCUACGGCACCAGACCAACCGACUCUACAUGCCCAUGACUGCACUAAAGCAUGCAGAUCCCACUGGCAGACUUCCUCUGGAAGCUUUCUAUAAAAUGAUCUUUAAACAUGACACUGUUUUUAAUGCCACAUUGGGGAUUCUGCGCAUGAUGAAUCGGAGGAAGGGGAAGAAAUAAUCAUUUAAUGGAAGUAGAUGCAAUAGUUGAUUAGGGUUACUGCAGUUAUGCUUUUUUUAUGUUUAACAUUCAAAUUCUGAAUUUCUGACAAGUUGUAAAAAAUAGAUCUUUUAUUAGCUUUGUUACCCUAUAAAAGAGAAUUUAAUGAUUUUUCUUUUUUUGAACAUAUAGACUGGAUGUACUGUAUAUGUUCAAAUAUACAUAUAACUUUAACUUCAUUUGUUUGAUUUUGGUCAUUAGAAACUCUGGUGUUUUUUCCCUUAACCCUUCAAAGCCUGAUAGAAGAAAUUGUUCUAAACUUUUAAAAACUGUACUGUCUAUUAUAUGCUUUUGUCAAAUUGUAUCAAUUUAAGUAUUCCUAUUUUAUGUUAUUGCAUUGAUAAAUGAUAUCUUUAAAAUUGGUCAUUAUUUUAAAGACAUAAAUGUUAAGUUCUUAUCAAAGUUGAUGAAAUUCUUUCAGUAUAUAUUGCCAUUUUAUUUUAGUAUUUAUAAUAAAAACUACUUUAAUCACAAUUGAUUCAGAUGUUAUUUUUUCUACAGAACAUUUAUUGAUGCUUAAUUUAAACCCUGGUUUAUGACUAUUUAAAAAAAACACAUUCUAAAAUUAAGUUUUUUUACAUUUAAUUUCUGUACCAUUAAAAAAUUACUUCUAAGGUAGAUAAAAGUGGUGCAAAAGGGCACAAGAUCAGCCUAGAAUUAAGAAAAAGGUUGUUUUUAAAAAAAAAUUAAAAGUAAAAUAUUUACAAAAGAAAAGAAAAGGUUAAUAUAUUAGAAACAUAUUUAUCUCGAUAUAUAUGUGGAGCAUCAUGGAGUUAAAUUCUAGAAAAAGUUAUUUCUGGGACAUAAAGAAUAAUUUCGCUUGAAAUAAAAUAUCCACGCAGUUAUAUUCUUACAUUAUAUCAGAUCAGUUUACUGUGAUAAAAUUUGUAUUUCUCUCAGAUGGCUUGACGAUUGUUUAGAUCAUUUCUAAAAUGGAUGUCAGCACAUUUUCAAUCUGAGCCUAAAUCUGGAUGAGUUUCCAUUGUGUGUUUUCUCAGUCGUUUUUUUAUUUUUUUUACAUAAAAAAUAUUAAUGCACAGUAUAUUUCACAGACUGUUAAAUGGAGGAAAGUUUUACAAUGUUAGCAAUGUGUUACAUUUGAAAGAAAAGUUGAUCCCUUCAAGAUUAUCAUUGAUACCUCUGUAUUGUAACAGAUCUGAACUUGUCAUUCAGAACAGCUGCUCUGUAUAUUAGUGUGAUAUAAACAAACUGCUAAAAACAAUUAAGAAUAAUAAUAACAAUAUCCUGAAAAGUAGUUCCCUGUAGUUUUUAUUACAAAUAUAUUUAACAAGUUUGAUAAAA